Messenger RNA from Esox lucius (northern pike), 1961 nucleotides. RefSeq names its product deleted in malignant brain tumors 1 protein. The transcript has 6 exons. NCBI's taxonomy places the organism in Eukaryota, Metazoa, Chordata, Actinopteri, Esociformes, Esocidae. The record is from RefSeq and is a predicted model, not a curated record. Bases 25 to 1614 code for a protein of 529 amino acids. Gene Ontology annotation, cellular component: membrane.
CAGAAGCCUUCAAAGGUUUCAGAAAUGGUUUCCACCAUGAUACUAACGAUGAUAAUUAUGACUGGGUGUACAGUCUUCUUUACCCUGGAGUGUGCAGCUGACCCUACCGUUCGUCUGGUGAAUGGGACCAGCUCCUGCUCGGGAAGGGUUGAGGUCUUCAACAAGUCAGAGUGGAAGAGGGUGUGUGACAACCAGUGGGACAUGAAAGACGCCAAGGUGGUGUGCCGACAGCUGGGAUGCGGCAGCGUGGUGGCAGUACCAUACCGAGCAGGAGAGGAACGUGGAGCAACAAGCAUCAGCAAUUUGAAAUGCUCUGGAAAAGAGUCUACUCUUGAUGAGUGUUUCACGUAUGGGUACGGAGAUGCAUUCUACCAGUGUUUCGACGCUUCCGUGGUCUGCUCAGCCUUUGUGAGACUUUUGGGUGGUACGACUCCUUGCUCCGGGAGAGUGGAGGUAAAGUCCAAUCAGUCCUGGACCUCGGUAUGUGAAGCUGACUUUGACCAGCCGGAUGCAGAGGUAGUCUGUAGAGAGCUUGGCUGUGGGGCUCCUGCAGCUAUACAGGGGGGUCUCUAUGGGGAAGGGCAGCAUCCAAUCUGGGCUAAAGAAUUCCAGUGUAAAGGUGACGAAUCCCUUCUUCUGGAUUGCGAUACACUGGCCAGAAACAUGAACUCCUGCACAAAAGGAAGUAACGUAGGACUCACUUGCAUAGGUAGAUUCCUAACAAAUGUUUCAAAUACAUUUCGUUUAUUUUCCAUCAGAGGAAAUGCGUAUUACUCGCUCUUUCUUGCUCUCUCAUUGUGUAUCUCUCAAGACAGAAUGCGUCUGGUGCAGGGAGGAAGCCGGUGUGCAGGGAAGGUGCAGAUGUAUCUGUUUGGAGACUGGGUGACAUUGAUGGACACUGAGUGGGACAUUGCACAGGCCGCAGUGGUGUGUAGACAGCUUGCCUGUGGCUCGGCUAUUUCGGCACCAGGUGGCGCUCUCUUUGGAAAUGGGACUGGACAAGUAGUCCGUGGCUCUAUUCCAUGUAACGGAUCGGAACAGUCACUGUUUGAAUGCCAACCAACAUUUACCUCUCCCACUAGAUCCUGUUGCAAUGAUGCCGGGGUGAUUUGCUCAGAUCUCCUUUCAAAACCGGAAAUAUUCCUAACUGACACAAAAGGAGGCGUGUCCAGGGGCCACAGCUUCACCAUCACCUGUUCCACUCAGCCACAGUACCCAGGAGGCUCCUUCCUCCUCACGUUAAUCGGCUCCAACAGAACUCAUAUCCAGCCAGCUGUCAAUCACUCUGCUGUCUUCCUCUUCCCAGCUGCAGAUGACUCCCACCAAGGGAAGUACAGCUGUGUUUAUGAAAUGUAUGUUUUCUCUCACAAUUUCACCUCUGAGAGUGUGCCCCUCUACAUCACUGUCAAAGACUCUUUUCUGACCACAACUUCUAGCCGCAGAGACAUUAUUGUGCUGCUGGUGUUUAUGAUCAUCCCUAUGUAUUUACUAGUUCACCUUUAUUCUGUCAAUGGAUGUAUCCAUCUUCCUUGUACGAAAGCUCAAAACCACCAAGAGGAGAGAGAGCAACUCGGAGAAUGCGAGCAAGUGGAAUUGCUGGAGACGGGUGUUUGAACAAACUGGACAAAACUUUUUUUUUCUGUUUGUCAAUAUCCCCAACAACUCAUCCACUAAUAAAUAGUCUUUCACAAUUUAUUGACCUUUUUUAAGUGUGUUUUCAGGCAUUUAUGAUGGAUAUAAUAAAAAAAGACAGUGGGGAACAAUAGCCUUUUCUGAAAAAAGCAGUGUGCCAAGAUUAAACCCAUGCUGCCAACAGUAAAAAAAAUAUAGUUUUCCUUCAGGGAAGGCCUUCAUGUAAUAAUCUCUCGUAAUUAUCAAAUGUUGUCCCAUAAUAAAUUACUAUGCAUUUUAUUUCCCAUGUACUGUUCUCUGCAAAUGGUUCAUGAAUCCACACAGCUAAA